Molecule: messenger RNA, 2663 nt
Organism: Sitodiplosis mosellana (orange wheat blossom midge)
Lineage: Eukaryota; Metazoa; Arthropoda; Insecta; Diptera; Cecidomyiidae
Product: putative lipid scramblase CLPTM1
Exons: 5
Coding region: 297-2234 (645 amino acids)
Cellular component (GO): endomembrane system; membrane
Source: RefSeq, a predicted model, not a curated record
UUCUUCAAGUCUCAUGACAUUUCCAUUAAGCCAUUAAUCAAAUAGAAACCAUUCUGACUGAAAUCAUAUCAUUCAGCUUUGGUUCUUGUGUCCAAAGUAACUUUUUUAUUUAACUUAUUUAAAUAAACAUAGAACCCAAUUUGAUGUAAUUUUGCAUCAAAUUUCAUUCGUUUUUAUUGUAGCAUGGUGAAAUUGUAUUUCACCGAGUGAUUAAAUACCAGUUUCAAGAUAAAAUCCAUACAAAUUUAGCAUUUUAUUUUGCGCGGUGUGCCGAAAAGGAAAAAAAACUCAUCAUCAUGUCGAAUGAUGUGGCCGAAUCGAAUGCGGUUGUACGGAGCGAUAAUGACACAGAAAAUACACAAGCUGUUUCACAAGAUGAAGCACCACCACAACAGCAGCCGACCAAAUUAGAGUCAUUUUUUGCAAUCACCAAAUCAUUAAUCAUCAGAGCACUCAUCAUCUACUUUGUUUCAUCGUUUUUGCGUAAGCCAGCAUCAACACCCACAGAAGUAAAUCCAACUGCACCGGGCGGUGCAGCACCUCCUGCACGAUUACCAGCCUCGAAUUUCUUCCAAAAUGGCACUCUGUUCGAUUUUCAUGUCUACAUAUCGGAGGAUCAGUUCACUGUGAAUUUUAGCGAUACGAACAGUUUGAUUUGGUAUCAAGAGGGUCUCACGUAUGGCGAUUGGUAUGGCGGUAAAAAUGGUGACGGAACCAUCACUCAUCACACACAAAUUCGAGCCUCUGAACAACUUCAGAACAAUGGAUCAAUUUUCAUCCAUGUAUAUGUUACCAGGUAUGGUAUGAGUCCGAACCCGGCCGAUCUUGAAUCGUUUGCCAAGCAAGAGAUGAGCCAUUCCAGUCGAUUGUUGAAUAAGUUUAAGAAGAUUCGUUACCAAAAAACGCAUAAUUUAUUGACCGGUCAAACGGAGAAGAGUGAAGAGGAGCAACGCAAAUCGAAGAUAAUGAGCGCUGAAAUAAUGUCACAUUGGCAUCCAAAUCUGACCAUCAACUUAGUAACCGAUCAAACAAACUGGGUGAAAGGUGCGGUGCCACAACCGCUCGACGAAUACAUUCAAUUCAGUGAAGAUGAUCUAACUUAUUACCCAAUUAUAUUCUUCAAUGAUUAUUGGAACAUGUUACGAGACUAUCAGCCAAUCAAUUCGACGACUAAAAUAUUGGAUUUAUCUCUUACCUAUCAGCCACUCUCACUUUUCAAAUGGCAAUUGUAUGCGGCACAAGCAGCCAAGAACAAAUGGACUUCAAGUAUUUUCGGAGAGAGUUUGGCCGGUGCCACCGAAGACAAUGACGAAGAACAAGAUUCACUCAAAGAGACAUUAUUGGAUACAAAUCCAUAUUUGCUUGGCAUGACAAUUGCCAUCUCAAUUUUGCACAGUAUUUUCGAAUUGUUGGCAUUUAAAAAUGAUAUCCAAUUCUGGAACAAUCGUAAAUCACUCGAAGGAUUAUCCGUUCGAUCAGUAUUCUUUGGUGUAUUCCAAUCACUCAUCGUAUUACUCUAUGUACUUGACAAUGAAACGAAUUUCAUGAUUCGAAUCAGUUGCUUCAUUGGUCUCGGUAUUGAAAUAUGGAAAAUUCAGAAAGUUGUCGACUUCAAGUUCAACAAGGAAGAUCGCAUUUUCGGUAUCAUACCAAAACUAACAUUCACCGACAAAGGUUCUUAUGUGGAUUCAAGCACAAAACAAUACGAUAAUUUGGCAUUCAAGUACUUGGGCUGGUUGUGCUUCCCGUUGCUCAUCGGAUUCGGUGUUUACUCAAUCAUCUAUAAUGAACACAAAGGAUGGUAUUCAUUCGUAUUGAAUAUGCUGUACGGUUUCUUGUUGACAUUCGGUUUCAUCAUGAUGACACCACAACUAUUUAUCAACUACAAAUUGAAGUCGGUGGCACAUUUGCCAUGGCGCAUGAUGACCUACAAAUUUUUGAACACAUUCAUCGAUGACAUCUUUGCAUUCGUGAUCAAAAUGCCGACCAUGUACCGAUUGGGUUGCUUCAGAGAUGACAUUGUUUUCUUCAUUUUCUUGUACCAGCGAUGGAUCUAUAAGGUGGACAAGAGUCGUGUGAAUGAAUUUGGUUUCUCGGGUGAAAUGGAGGAGGACACAAAGAAGGGCAUUGCCAACGGUGAUGCAACCGAACCGGUCGUGGCCGCAAUUGAAGCCAAACCAUCGUCACCAGCUUCAACCAAAUCGAAAUCAAAGAAAGACAAAAAACGAGAUUAAUCUCUUCCCAAAUUCUCAUUUUUAAACACAAUUUUUGAAAUAAGCCGCAUGCCGUGUAUCACAUACGUCUAAACGAUGAACAUAACCAUAUUUUAUGUUGUUGUAAAAAUACUAACUAGUUAAUUGCGUUUGCAGCGUGUAGCCAAUUGUUCACCAGUGAAGUGCGAGAGAGAAAAAAAGCGAGCAAGCAGUGUGUAAACAGGACUGUAUUUUAGCGUUAGUUAUUAUAUAUUUGAAUGUUGGUCGAAUUGUGUUAGUUUAACGUAAGAAUACCAGAAUAAAAAUAGAAAUUACAGUAAAUGUAAAACAGAAAGAAUAAACCGAAAAUUAUGCCGAAUUCAUUGAGUGAACGAACAAACGGGUACAAAAAUGCAGAACAAACAACAAAUAUCAAUUUUACCGUGAAAUAAAAAGUUGCGAAUGAUUUGA